AUGGAAGAAGGAAACGGGCCUCUGCCCUCCGAGCCCCCUCCGCUCCCGUACUCGCUGCGCACGCGAAAGAAGGCCAUCGCGAUCUUUUGGACCAUUUUUGUUAUCGAUACCCUGGGCCAGCCCCUGAUCUUGUACUGGACGCUAUGGUACCUCACCGAUCUAUCGCACAACUUGGUCUUUUCGAUCGUGACCGCGUGCUUGGGCGGUGUCUCGGUCUUUGAAUACUUCUAUCGUCUUUACAACCUCUUCCGCAAGGGCUCUCGCGCCCGGCCGCUAAACGCAAAGAAAUCCCGGCUGGACUUUUUCCACUGGAACUUCACCAUUGUUUGGCUGUUCUUAGCCGUCGAGCUCAUUGUUGGAUCGGUUCCUGCGGAACCUUUUGUCCGCCUCAUAGCCAUGGUUCUACCGACCGUCAUGUUCUAUUUCGGAAUCGUCCACCUUUCCCUUGACAUCCUGCGCAUGGCCGGCUUCAAAGCACCCUUCCGAAUCUCCUCAACACCCAAAGGAUCCGCCAUGCCAACCGCGCUGUAUGCACUUAUCGAAGACGUAGUCGCAGUCGACGGCGGAGGCGGUCAGAUCUACCGAUACGCACUGCGCACACGAUACCUGUCUAGCCCCUACUUCCGACGGAUGCUUUUCGAGAUGAAUUGUUUCUGGAGCGGAGGAUCCAUCAUUUUCGCCGCGGCCAUCACGGCCGUGAUCUUCACAGUCUCCGAACCCGUGGCCUUCACGCUGGGCUGGACCCUCCCUUUCGCCUGGGCCGGCGUUUGGACGUUGAUCACCAUUCCUUGGGUCCAGAGUGAUCUUCGCCGUGAGAAGAAGGCCUGGGCCGAGAAUCGUGGCCAGGGUGGUAUUCUCUGGGUUGACGAUAUUGCGGCGCCUACUGCGCGUACUCGUUUCGCGUCCGUUCAAGACCGCUUUACCCCGUGGACGCGCGACAAACAGAGCGCACCUUCCACACCUUCUGCUGAUGGCGUGGAUGGCUUGUCCCAUAGCCCCGGAGUGACAGCCAACGUGACCGAUAGCGUUUCUCACGACCUUGAGAACAUGCCGGACAGCGUCGACAGUAUGCACGAAGAAAAGAAGGUCGGCGACUUGGAAGCCAAAUGA
Messenger RNA from Penicillium atrosanguineum, 1110 nucleotides. RefSeq lists its product as uncharacterized. NCBI's taxonomy places the organism in Eukaryota, Fungi, Ascomycota, Eurotiomycetes, Eurotiales, Aspergillaceae. The record is from RefSeq and is a predicted model, not a curated record. The transcript has 5 exons. The coding region runs from base 1 to 1110 and encodes 369 amino acids.